Molecule: messenger RNA, 2772 nt
Organism: Styela clava
Lineage: Eukaryota; Metazoa; Chordata; Ascidiacea; Stolidobranchia; Styelidae
Product: translocation protein SEC62-like
Biological process (GO): post-translational protein targeting to membrane, translocation
Cellular component (GO): endoplasmic reticulum membrane; endoplasmic reticulum
Source: RefSeq, a predicted model, not a curated record
AUUUCCUUCCUGAUAUUGUGGAACGGUGCUGUCACAUCCCGCGUCAAUUAUAUUUAGCGUCUGCAUAUUACGGUUCUGAAGUGCCUGCUGUUUUAAUUAAUUUUGUUGUGGUUGUGGUCUUGUUGAACUAAUAUGGCGGCUGUUUUUGCGUUACCAUUUAAUGAGAAUGUUGGGAAGAAAAAAUUAGAAGAGGAAAAUAAAAAUGAUUUUCUUGAUGAAUGUAUUGUGAGCACAAGUCUGCAAACAACAAAACUUGAUAUGGAAAUCACCAAGUUUUUGAGGUUUAAUGUCCCAAGAAAAAGUACAGUAAUGCAAAAACAAGCAGUGGAAUAUUUUCUAGGAAAUAAAGCAGUCGAUACUUUAUUGGAGUCAAAAUGGGCUACUCGCAAAAAAGGAGUCGAUCAGUUAUUUGUUUGUAGAGAAGAUGCAAUUACUUAUUUAGAUGAACUACUGCGGAAGAGCUUAUUCUAUAGAGUGGAAAAAAUCGAGCUGGGGUCAAAAAACAAAGGCGAUAAAAAUGAAGUGUCAAAAAAUAAGACAGACAAAACAGAACAACAAUCUGACAAAUCUUCUGAAAAUAAAAAUGUUGUAGAGGAAGUACCUGCCAUACAAGAAACAACUUUAAGACAAAGAAAAAAAGAUAAAAAAACUGAAAAUACUGAAGAUGACAAAACUGAGGAUUCGGAAUCAAAUAAACCAAAGUUGAAAUUAAAAGCCAAAGACAAGAAAACCAAAGAAAAGCAAGUCACAAAAGUAAAGAAGAGAUAUAAGUUGAUUCCUCAUAAUGAGCAGAAAUUUUUUGAUUCAAAAGAUAUUUACAUUUGGACAUAUAAUCCUGUCAGUUGGAAAACAAUUAUCAUGGGUAUAGCAGUAUUACUUUGUGUUGUUGCUGCAACUUUAUUUCCACUAUGGCCACCGGAAGUUCGACUCGGAGUUUAUUACUUAUCAAUUGCCGGUGGAGUAUUUAUUGGAGCUAUAUUUGGAAUCGCACUUGCUCGCUCUAUAUUAUGGACGAUUAUUUGGGUAUUCACUGGAGGGAAUCAUCAUUUAUGGAUUCUGCCGAAUCUGCUGGCUGAUGUCGGUUUUUGGGAAUCGUUCAAACCGUAUUAUACAUAUGAAUACAAAGGAUCCAAAGAUAAAAAAGAUGAAGAUGAGGAAGAUGACGAGAAUGAGGAUGAGGAGGAACAGAGAGAGGGAGAAGAUGAGAAUGAAGAGAAUAAAGAAGAUGGUAAUGUGCAAAAGAGUGGGCUUUAUAAUGAGGAGAAUCAGGAAAAUGAAUCUCUUGAAGAACGUAAAACUGAUACUGGAGCUACCACAAGAUCUGAAGCCUCUACGGAACGCUCCGGAAGCGAAUCGUGACGCAACAAAAAUUUGUUUCAGUAACAUUGAGGUUUGCCUAAAUCCUGCCUUAAUAUAUUUGCUGUGAAUGUGCUAGUGAAAAGUACGCGAAACUAUUAAAACAAUUUAUAUUCUGCCUAGUAGCGUUCGAUACUCACUAUAAAUAAACAUGUACAUUGGUGUGGUAUUAAUACCAAAUUUUGACUUUUUUCAAUGAAUAUAGUUGAAUUUGACAUAUGGUUUUGCUUGUAAUUCAAAUUACAAUUGUCUAAAAGAUGGGAAUCUGAACUCAUUUUGGUGAUUAUUUGGCAUGGACAAAAUACUCCACAUUCUUAGGCUAUGGAGUUGCAAAGUGUGAGUUGGGCAUAUUUUUUUAUUGAUAUUGGAAUUUGAGUCAUAUUGCGAACAGCCCACCCACCAAGAGUCGUCAGUUUAAGUUUAAUUUCAGAUUUUUAAUGGUGCUAAUCAAGUCAAAAUUCAUCUCAAUAAUUCCAAAAGCAUAAAGUUCACUGAGCUUUCUCAACUCAAUAGACAGUUAAAGAAGACUUGCAUACACCAAAUUUUUUGUGAAAGUAGUGUCGUUUUUUACUUGGUACCUUAUUCCGGAUUGAGUUGAGUCAGCUUCAGCUUUCAUCUCCCUCACCUUCAAAGAUUAUUGAAAUAUUCACAAUCAUCAGCAGAUUCCGGUCAUUCUGACUGUUUCUGCCUUGAAUUGUCUUUUGUUUAUCCUAUCAUAUGGUACAAUGAUGGUAUUUGAUUUGUCAAACAGUAGCAGAUUGAAUUAUGAAGCGAAAUGAUGGUGAUCACAUGACUAUUCCAUUGUGUUCCAAGAAUGCUUCCACGUAUGCACAUAAAGUUAGGUCAUGUUUUGUUGCCCUGAAGCAAUUUGCUGCAUAUUUGCAGAUCAAAUACUAUUUGGAUAUUUCAAAAUAUUGUGAGAAUCAGACUUGACACUGAAAAUAUUGCGUUUGUUACCCAUUUGUAAUUUCAAGACUAUGCCUGAAUGCAUUCUAAUAUAUUAUAUAUAUAUUAUGUGGAUGAAUUUCAAUUGAUUAUCGCAGCCAUGUGUAAACCUUGAGAAUCUGUCUCCACAUUUUUUCACAAGAUUACUAUUAUUUGAAAUUAUAUAUUUACACAAAUAGUUUAGUUCUAUAUUACUUGUUUUUGUUUCUGUUCAAACUGCUGCUUUUGGUCAUAUUUUAGCUGCUAAAAUUGAGGGUAAAAUUUGAUAAUGUAUAUUGAGUUCAAACUCCCUUUCAAAUUGUUGUCAUGAUAGAGAACCAAUUUUUCAUGAUUUUUCUUGCAAUGCAUGUCAGAAGUCUGAGUGUUUCCUGUUUUUUUUUUUCUUCUGACAUACAAGAGGUGUUUCGUAUCAUAUAUGGUGGUGUUCUGUUCUAGUGAACAUGAGGAUAUAUAAAUUCUUGCUGGAUGGAA